This is a messenger RNA of Condylostylus longicornis, 3128 nucleotides long. RefSeq names its product zinc finger protein ZFP2-like. The record is from RefSeq and is a predicted model, not a curated record. Lineage: Eukaryota; Metazoa; Arthropoda; Insecta; Diptera; Dolichopodidae. Gene Ontology annotation, biological process: regulation of transcription by RNA polymerase II. The transcript is spliced from 8 exons. The coding region runs from base 352 to 2670 and encodes 772 amino acids. Gene Ontology annotation, molecular function: RNA polymerase II cis-regulatory region sequence-specific DNA binding; DNA-binding transcription factor activity, RNA polymerase II-specific.
GCCAUGUAAUUUUAUUCUAAUAUUUUAAAAGUAUUUAUUGCAAAUUUUAAUUAAAUUGGAUUUAAAAAUAUUAGAAAUUUUUCUUCCAUUAUUUAUUUUAAUUAAGAAUAAAAUUAAUUUAAAGGAAUUGCAAUCAACAAGGUUGGUAGCAAAUAAACUUGGAUAUUUGGGUUUGUUGCUUGUCAGCAUUGUGGGCCUGUUGGUGUCAAUUUAAUAAAAAUGUACAGAAGUUGUUCAUAUUGAUAUACAUAUUAAUGAAAUUUUGAAAAGUUGGUAAUAAAUUUACCGUGAUAAAUACUAUUAUUAAUACAAAUUCAAAAUAAAAUUUAAAAAUUUAAAUAUAUUUAAAAAAUGGAAAUUUGUGAAAACCUGAAUGAAUCAAUCAAAUUUGCUGGAACUCAAGUUGCACCAAUAAAAUGUUUUUUAUGCGAUAAAAAUUUUAUGGUUGGUGACGAAUCUUAUUUAUUAUUCGCGAAAAGAUUAGCAGAAAAUGAAGAGGACGAUGUUCCAAUGGCAACUGUAUUGAGUUCAGCAGUUGGAGUUGAUAUAAAUGAAUCUAGUGCUCAUUCAAAAGUUUUAUGCCACAAUUGUAAUGAAAUAAUUUUAGAAUACGAGCUAAUUGAACAACGAUACAUACAAUUGAAAUUUAAAUUAAUAAAAGAUUACAAUGAUGUGGUAAGCAAAUAUGAAGAUACUAUUUUGUAUGAAGUGAAUGAUGGUAAUGAUGACCAAGUUAUAAUUAACGAUGACAAUGAAACCACCGAAACAGAAUCAUCAAAAAUAGAAUUGACUGCAUUAGAUAAAAAUGUUAUUUAUGAAUAUUUAAUGGACAAUGGUUUUGUAGCUGUUAGUUCUAAAGAUGAUAUCAAAGAAAAUUUUAUUGAAUUACAAGAAAAUUGUAAAAGUGAUCUUUCAAAAUUCGAAAAUGGCUUAGUUAACGAGAUAGAGGAAAAUCAGAACAAUGAUGAACAUUUAAAUGUUAUGGAAAAUAAAAAUUCAGAGAAUGAAGAUGCACAUUUUGAAAGAAUUGUUGAACAAAAUCAAUUUACUGCAGACGAAAAUACAUUAGAUGAUGGGGGAGAUUCGCAGUCUUUACAAUUCAUAACAGAUGAUAAUGCAUCUUUAAAGUCUAGCGAUUUCACAAGUUUUGAUCUUGAAUUACAUCAGAAACCAAAAUCUGUAACAACUGAAGAUGCGAGACCAUCAUUUGCAUUCGAUGGCGAGAAAUUUUUUUGUUUAAUAUGUGGAGAUAAUGAUAGUGAAAGUGAAACUAAUUUGGCUGAAAGUUUUGACAAUAAGAGUAUAGCAGUUCACUUAAAAGAAAAGCAUGACGUUCUGUUAUUUGUGUGCAAUUGUUGUGGCGGCGGAUUUUCUAAAAAAGCAGAUCUUCUUGAGCAUGGGAAAAGUGGAAAAUGUGGUGAAUAUGAAUGUGAAGUAUGUUUCCAGAAAUUUGAUAAUUUAAAGAACUGCCGAACACACAAAAAAAUUCACUCAUAUUCAUUGCAAUGUUCAAUUUGUAAGAAGAAAUUUUUAUCAAAGAAACUAUUGGAUGAACAUUUGAAUGUUCAUAGUGGAAUUAGGCCUUUUAAAUGUUAUGUGUGUGGGAAAAAUUUUACUGCUAAAUACGCUUUGAAUUCUCAUAUGAAAAUUCAUGCUGAAAGGGAAAGACCAUAUUCAUGCAAUAAAUGUAAUAAAUCAUUUUUUACUGCAGCAAAUCUCGUACAGCAUAGCAAAACACAUUCCAGUGUCAAAGAGUUUUCUUGUGAUAUUUGUGAAAAAAGUUUUGCUACCCAACAUAAUUUAGAAAUACACAAAAUUGUUCAUACUGGUCAUAAGCCAUUCUUGUGUAGAACUUGUGGAAAAUCUUUUGCCAGGAGAACAGAAAUAACGGAUCAUGAGAGAACACAUACUGGAGAAAGGCCUUUUGAAUGUGAUAUAUGUGGAAUGAAGUUUGCCCAAAGAUCAAAUUUAUCAACGCACAAAAAGUCAACACAUUUUAAUGAGAAAAAACAUAAAUGUGAUACUUGCGGGAAGAGUUUUAAGAGAAGAAGGUUAUUGGAUUAUCAUAUACAGGCCGCUCACACUGGAGAAAGACCAUACAAAUGCGAUUCUUGUCAUUCUACUUUUGUUUAUCCAGAACAUUAUAAAAAACAUUUACGAAUCCAUUCUGGUGUUAAACCAUAUUCAUGUGAAGUGUGUGGAAAAUCUUUCAAUUCAAGAGAUAAUCGAAAUGCUCACCGAUUUAUUCAUAGCGACAAGAAACCAUAUGAGUGUUUAACUUGUGGACAAGGUUUUAUGAGAAAACCUUUAUUAUAUAAUCAUAUGCAAUCAGUUGGUCAUAUUAACGACACCAUAGUUGUAAAUCAGCCACGUAUAAAACAAACGUUGGAAACGAGUAUUAAUGAUUUAGAAAAUGGUGAAAUUCAAAUAAUAAAAGAAGAUAGCGAUUAUAAAAUGGUUAUGGAUAGUCGAGUAAUAUUAAAAGAUGAUAGUGAUGAGAUAGACGAAAUAAUUUUAGAAGAAGAACAUUUAAUUGACGGAAUGGAGGAUAAUCAGGAAAAUUCUAUAAACCAAACAUUAAAUGAGAAUGAUGAUGAUAACCUUAUUGAUGAGGAAACCUUGCCAGAUGAAUCCUAUUCAAUUAACAAAUAUUUAAAAAAAAUAAUUUAGUUUAAAAUUUUCGUAAGAUUUUUUGUUUUUUUUUAUAUUAAAAAUUUAUAUUGUAGUUAUUUUCAAAUUUAUUUUAGAAAUUAAGUAGCUAAAUAUCGAAUUAUACAAAAAUAUUGCACAUAUUAAUUCAGUUUUAUUUUAUAUUCAUAUAAAAACAUAAUGAUUAAAUAAAAUAAAAUAAUAUAAUUUAACAUAGAAAUAAGGCUAUAUUGAGUGCAUGAAUAAAGAUAUAUGUAUGGAUGUUUAUAAAAUUUCGAUAUUCUUUCGAAUAUUACGGAACUGCAUAAGUAAUGCACAGUUUGUUAUAAAGGUAAAGGAAGGAAAGACUUGAUUAAAAGCGUAAACGAAAGAAAGUUGAUUUAUAUAAUUGCAUAUUUAUUUUGACCAAAACUCAUUCUUUCGAUACUUAUGCGUAUGUAAAAUCUUACUCUUAAAUAAAUAGCAAUUUCUUGAGCAAA